Molecule: messenger RNA, 12042 nt
Organism: Pecten maximus
Lineage: Eukaryota; Metazoa; Mollusca; Bivalvia; Pectinida; Pectinidae
Product: RB1-inducible coiled-coil protein 1-like
Exons: 25
Coding region: 208-5133 (1641 amino acids)
Biological process (GO): autophagy of mitochondrion; reticulophagy; positive regulation of protein phosphorylation
Cellular component (GO): phagophore assembly site membrane; Atg1/ULK1 kinase complex; extrinsic component of membrane
Molecular function (GO): molecular adaptor activity; protein kinase binding
Source: RefSeq, a predicted model, not a curated record
AUCUGGUGCAAUAUUUUCACAAUGAGAGGAAAAAUAUUACGAUUUCCUUGUCAUUUCUUCUGAACUGAAAUAACAGAACUAAACAUCAUGUGAAAUUUGAUGAGAGUGUCGGUAUUUCUAAAAUAUCUCUUCCCUGAUGUUGAAUUGGUGUCCAGAGUGAUGCUAAGAGAGCUGUUUGGGAGAGAUCUAUCCUGACACACUGCCACCAUGUUGUAUGUCUUCCAUGUAGACACUGGCACCAUGCUCACCUUCGAUAUGAACUUAGCCAUGGAGAGUGUUGCCACUCUUCAAGGGGUGAUAGCCAGAGCAUGUCAUAUUACAGAGGACAAACAGGUAUUACUGAUCAGUGGUGGAGAGAGUCUUGAUCCCUCCGCAAGGGUUGGAAAAUACCACGCAGGAACUGACACCAAUCCAAUAUUCCUGUUCAGCAAGAGUACCAUAGAAGCCAUGACACCCCCUUCUCCUAGUGUUCAUUAUGGAUCAGAUGUGGACAUUCACAGCCAGGUGGAGGGGUCACUGUUGCUGCCCCCGGCGUAUGCUACAGUUGUCUCCCGGGCACAGCUAGCUUUGCAAAUUCAUGAUGUAGACAAGGAGGAAAUGAAAGCAUGUGAGAAGUUAGUCCAUGACCAACAUCUUCAGCAACAGGGCUGGGCUGCUGUGGUGGCGAACCUAGAGGACAUUACCAGUGCUCUUCGCCAGAGAUCUGAGAUAUUCAUGACAGCCUACCAAGAGUACCUGUGUCAACGAGAAGACUACAGGGAAACCCUCUCCAGUGUGAUCAGUUCCCUGCAGCUGUUGAGUAAGAUCCCAGUAUUACCAGUGUUGUUAGGCGAGGUAUCCUACCUGGCAGAGCAAUCCAUUCGCCUGGCUGGAUCUGAUGAGGACGGAAAUGGAAGUCUGUAUGACUGGAUUAGUUCUCAGGAUCCACAGCACAACCUUAAUGACAUGGUGGAUCAGUGUAUGAAGGCCACUGAGCAGUUAGACCCACGUAUCCAGGAGUCUCUGACCACAGAGGUCCAGAGCACGCUGAAACAGGUGGACAACAUUAGUAUGAAGGAAGUGAAAGGACUGGAAGACCGACUGUAUGGGCUUGACCAGAUGAUGUCUGUAGCACGGCGCUUGGUUCAGGAACAAUCUGAUAUGGCACAGGGUUUUGUUCAGAAUCAGAGCCGUGUAAGUAAUCUACGAGACAAGUCCAUCCUCCCUGACCUCUGCUCCAGUCACAAGAAACAACUACUUGUCAUGGUAAACAACCACAAAAUGCUGCGAGACAAAAAGAAGAAAUGCAAAAUGGCGAAAGAAGAAUUGGCUGUGAAUCUCCACACACGGUUAAGGUGGGUGAUGUGGGUUGAGAAGAUGAUCUGUGAUGUUGACGGGAAACUGAUGAUUUAUCAUGAGAACCUAAAGCGACUGAGGAAGCGACUGGAUAUCCUACGUCAGAUUUAUGAGGCCCCUAGAGUGUAUGCCCAGCUGGUGGUUGAAGUAGUGCGGAGGAAAAAGUUUGCCUCUUUUUUCAGUAAGUGGGCAGCAACUGUUGCUGAUGAUUUUAAUUCUGUUCAUUCUGAGGAGGUGAAACGCAGACAGAGCUUUCAAAGUGAAGUUGGUCAUCACUUCCUGCAGACACUGUUCCAGGGUCUAGACGAUGUGCCUGUUACUGUUAUUAAUAAAACACCUUCAGAAUUUGACCAGAACUUACCAAACAUCACAUCCGAUGAUAUCACCAUGCUAAAAGAGGCUGUACCAGAGCUGGCAGAGGAGCUGAAGUUACCACUAGAAGCUGCUCUACCAGCAGGUACCACAGAUAUUACAAAGAGCAAGUUUCCUCAACUAUUUAAACACAGCUCCAUAGUCACAUCAGAGAUUGAAAUAAUUCAUGGUUUGGAUGACCAAUAUCUGACGUGUGAUAGAGACAGUGUUUCUCUUGGUGAACAAGUGGCCAAUUCUGAAUUGGACACAAACCUUGUGAUCAAAAGUGAAAGUGACACUGACCAGUUAAAACCAGAACUACUGAUGCCCAGAAGUCUUUCAGAAGACCUUACUCAACAAAUGAAAGGGGAGGGAAGUGAUGAUUCUAAAGAGGGUAAUGUGGCUAGUGGUGGUGCUACCGUGGCUACUGCUAGCUCACAAGUCAAAGGGGAACAAGUGCCACUCAAAACAUCAGGGGAGGCUUCAGGGGCCUCUACCUCAUCUGGAGAGCAAAUCAAGUCAACAGAAAGUGACUCGUCUGGACAGGAUAAUGCUCAACACAGUGCUGAGGAGAAAAGUUGUGACAGUGCUGGACGAAAGGUGAUGCCACGUCGCAAGGCAGGGGCAGAAUUUUCUCCUGAUAUGGAAACAUCUCAGGAGUUCACUACGGCAGAUUUCUACAUUGAGGAUUCAAUGCCUUCUUCUAUAGCAGAUUCACCACCAACGUGUUCUAAACCAGUAAAACCUAGUGCUGAAAAACUCUUAGAGAAUAAGGCAGCAUAUCUGGAGAGACUGGAGAAGGAAAACGUCGAGGUCAAAGCUAGGAACAGUGUUGUGUCUUCUAAACUUAAAACUUUCCACGAAUAUGUAAAUAUACACUUGCCAGAGAUGAAGUCAUCUUUAAACUUAUUCCAAACAACAUAUGUGAAUAACAAAAUGCAAUUUGAAGAUGAAUUUGAAUCUAAUAAGAAAAAAAUUCUAGAAACUCUACAACAGUUUGAUGCACAUAGAAGUGAAGAUGAAAGGGUCAACAUAGAUAAACAGAUUGCCGAUGCUGAGAAAAUGAGAAAAGAUUUGGAGGAAAAGCUUGAACAAUUCAACAUACAAAUAGCAGCAAAAAAGCAGGAAGUGGAAAAUCUUCAGAGGGAUUUAGUUAUUGCAAAAGAGGAUGUUACUUUAGUGAAAAAAUCGUUGGAAGGAAAAGUGACAGAGUUAAUGUCUCAACUAUCAGAACUGAAGGUCACUUCAGAGAAUGAGAAGAGUAGGAUAGCUGACCUUGAAAGUCAGACAGAAUCACUAAAACAACAGUCAAAUGAAAUGCAAGAGAAAGCAAAAGAAGUGAAAGAAAAACUGGAAAAUGAUCUAAGAGAGGCUAAAAAUAUGUACGAUACAGAAAUCUCUGAACUAACAAAGCAGCACUCUUUAGAAAUGGAGGUAGAAUUAGACAAACUCCGAGCAGAAAUUCAGUUACAAAUUGAUGAACUCGAAAAGAUUGUUUCUGAAAAAGAAAAAUUGUUAAAAGAGAAAGAAGGAUGUUUGGAAAAAGCUGAGAAAGAAAAAAUCCUUUUGGAAGAAAAGAUGAUGACGAAAUUCCAAACUGAAAAAGAUGGCAUCACUAAAAUAAUGGAGGAGGAUUUCGUGGAGAGGAUGAAAAAGAAAAUUGAAGAAGAAAAGGAAGCAUUAUCUAAACAGUUUCAUGAUGAGAAAGAAACCCUUGUUGAGGAACAUAAAAAUGGAAUUGAAAAUUUAUCAAAGCAAUUUGAGUCAGAAAAAGAGGAGGAAGUAGAGAAAUUAAGAAAAGAGUUGGAAGACAAAUGUCAGAAAAAUGAGGAAAGUGUAAGGGAUUUAUUACAGAAGGAAAAAGAUUCUGAAUUAGAGAAACAAAAAAAUGUCCUGACAGAAGAUUACAAGAAAGAAAUAGACGCAGUAAGAGACACAUUACUUCAGGAGAAGGCAACACUUUUGCUGGAACUGAAGGCAUUCCGUGAUAAAGUGGUGGUGCAGAAAGAGUCACAGACAGACGUGAUGGAGAGAAAACCUUUGUCUGUGCAAACUGAGCCAGCACAAGUGACGGGAAAGGAGACACAGACAGCUGUACAGGAAGUAACACAGUCACAGUCACAAACAGACAAGACACAACUCGCACAACAACAAAUCCAAACAGAAGUAUUUGAGGGUACACACAUGCAGUCCCAAACAGAUGCCACAGAGGUGAAAACUGGUGUGUCGCAGACAAAAACUGUUGUGCUAGCCCAGGGGGAGACUCAAACAACGGUAAAGGAAUACCUACCAAAGGAGGCCCAAACCAAAGUACAGAGCUACUCCCAGGGUGAGGCUCAAACAGAUCUCAAAGCAAUGGAGAAACAGACCAAAACAUCUGAAGGGUUGCAACUGGUUGGUAAUGUCCUGAGCAGGGACGAGCAUGAAGAUGCAGUCAGAGAAGUAGAAAGGCGUCUACAGAAAGAGCAGGAAGAGGCUGUAGUCAAGGCCUUGACUGACAGCCAGGAGAAGUCUGAGAUUGAGCUGAGCUCCCUGAAGGAACAACAUGAUCAAGAGAUCAGUAACCUAAUAGCCAAGUUUGAGAAAGAUCGAGACGAGUCUGCCAGCUCAAUCAAAACCAGUUUGACUGCAGAAAAACAGGUAAUGUUUAAUGAAGCUGUGAGUAAAGUGAGCCAGGAGAAGGACAAAGUGAUUGAAAGUCUACGUCAAGAACAGGCAAAAAUCAUAGAACAGCACCAAAAUUACAAAGAAACCAUUGAAAAGUUGAAGGAAGAGAAGGCGAAAUUUGAGGAUAUGAAGAAUAGAGCAAUGUCCCACCUGAAUGAUAAAGAAAGAGAAUUUGCGGCGUGUAAGAGACAGAUGGAGAGUGACGUAGCAAUGGUUCGCCAGCAGCUGACGGAGUAUCAGACACAACUCCAACCUGUGUCACACAUGCAGGUGUCUACAUCACCUUCCGUCAUGAAUAUAAGUACAACGGAAGACAAAGAGUCGAGAAUCAAUGAAUUGGAAGAGACUGUGAAAUUUAAAGAGGAUGAAAUAACAAGCCUUCAGCAGAAACUGUCAGAGAUUUCCAUGACCGCAAGCACAAGAUCUGUUGUACAAGAUAAAGUAUCCAUUACAAGUUGCAGUGUAGGAGACCUGGUCCUGUUUUGUCUAGACGAGCGACAUGACCAGUAUGUGGUGUUUACAAUAGGGACCACACUUCAUUUCCUCCACACAGACUGUCUGGAGAGUCUCGGACUUCGUACAAACCCUGGUGAAACAAGGAAGUCUUGGGUUCUGGCAGAAAUAACAGAAAAAGAAUACUGCCAAGCUAAGAAGCCGAUGAACCGGUUUAAAGUUCCUGUGGGGACCAAGUUCUACAGAGUGAAGGCCAAACAGUGGACCAGGGAAGUACCACAGACUGGAGCUGUAGGUGGGGCUCCUGCUGUUAAACCCUCCUCUUAACACCAGUCAAAGUUAGUACUGGCUCUAACAAUCGGGGAAGUGAUACAAGUUUUCUAAUUCUUUAAAUUCUGUUGAAAGGAGAAAUGGUCAUUCUCCAGUCGUUCUCCCAAGGAAAUAGAUCAGGCCCUAUCCUAACCAUUGGAAAUGAGUUAGGCCAGACCCCAUACUAACAAUCGGAAGUGGGUUAGACCAUACCUUACCCUAACCAUGGGAAAGAGGUUAGGCCAGACCCUAGCUUCACCUUUGGAAAUAGGUUUGGUCAGUCCCUAUCCUAUCCAUGGGAAGUGGGUUAGACCAGACCGCACCCUAACCAUGGGAAAGAGGUUAGGCCAGACCCUAGCUUCACCUUGGGAAAUAGGUUUGGUCAGUCCCUAUCCUAUCCGUGGGAAGUAGUUAAGGCCAAACCCCACCCUAACCAUGGGAAUGAGCUUAGGCCAGACCCUGGCCUCACCUUUGAAAAUAGGUUUGGUCAGUCCCUAUCCUAACCAGUGGGUGUGGCCCAGUCCUUUUUAACACCAGUCUUCUGUUCUAUUCCUCUGCCCACUUCCUGUCACUAAAGGAUGCUACAGGUAUCCCUUACUAUGGGGACCUUAUAUAUCCACACAAUAUAGGCUUACAUAACCAGAGCAGCACUUCUUUAUGAACAUCUUAGAAUGUAAAAAAUGUUGCGAUCUUGGGAAAACUGUAAAUGUAUUAAUUUGACUGUUUGGCUGUACCCCGGUGGACCAAUGAAAUCCGUGACAAUUGAAGGCUGAUGACAAUGGAGGACAAUAGAUGGAGAGCAUGAACGUUAACGACGAUGUGUGUACUUCACUGAAGGCUCUCAAUGAUAGAUCAAAUAUAAUAUGUUUACAGUUUUUAUGGGAUGGGGACUUUGUAUGUAAGGUCAAUAUUAUACUGAUCUGUUGAUCGUAAUGCACUUCCUUAAUUUCAUGUGUUUUAGUUAUAAUGAUUCACAUCCUGUGAUAAAUAAAAUGCCAUAGCUGCCUUGUGUGACUGUUUACCAUUUCCAUUUAAAUAUAUACAUGUAUGGUGGUCAUCAGUUCAUUGCUUUUGGUGAUCAUAAUGAAAUAAGGACUACCAACAACUGGCAACAAGUAACAAAUUGAUCAGCUUAUAUAAUAUCAUCAAAGGCCACAUGAGGCAGCUAUGGUAUUAAUGAGAAUUUGUUCAAUAGUGCGAGAGUGUUUGACUGUGAGACAUACUAUUGAAAGAUGCUUUAUAUUGAUAUCAUUGUGUCCUUAUUGAGGCUGAUACAUACAUAGUAUUGUAAUUUCACAUUAAGAGUAAUAGUACACUUUCUUAUUUCUUAUGAGAAAUGAGAAGAAAAAAAAUUGUGUCUUUGGAUGUUCUUCCAUUAAAUGCACAUAUACGAUAAGCACUGUAGUUUAUAGAACUAACUCUCCUCACAAUUAUAAUAAGCUAUAGCCGACAUACCAUUAUUUAUUUCCUUAUCUAACACCGACCUCAAAAAUGGUUUUUGAGCAGGUUUUACUAUAACUCAAGCUGGUUGUUCGAUCACAGUGUAUCAAUGUCAAUUUAAACAUGUGUUGCUAUAUAUAGUUCGUCAUUACCUGAGUAUGUUUAAUUAUAUAUUUGUGGUUUGCUUUUAAAUCAUAAGAUGAUUAUUUUGAACCUGGAUAAGUUUUAUCAAAUUGCUGACCCAGCUGUGAUCUCAGAUACUGUACAUUGUUAUACAUUGUGAUAGAGGAUACAUUAGUAUUGGACGAGUAUCAUCAACUAUUUAUGUCCACCACCUGAUUACUGUAUGUGAAUGGUACCAGUAAUGGUAGCAGGUGGUCUGGAUGCUUCACCUUACCAACAUCAUCAGUAUCAUUAAUACUAGACAUGUAAUGCUGUUCCACUAUGAUACUCUAUGAUCAACACCAAUAUUUGUGAUGUACCGGGGUAUGUAUCGUAGAGGAGCAGCACCCUAUGAUCAACACCAAUAUUUGUGAUGUACCGGGGUAUGUAUCGUAGAGGAGCAGGACUCUAUGAUCAACACCAAUAUUUGUGAUGUUUGUAUCGUAGAGGAGCAGCACCCUAUGAUCAACACCAAUAUUUGUGAUGUUUGUAUCGUAGAGGAGCAGGACUCUAUGAUCAACACCAAUAUUUGUGAUGUACCGGGGUAUGUAUCGUAGAGGAGCAGCACCCUAUGAUCAACACCAAUAUUUGUGAUGUUUGUAUCGUAGAGGAGCAGGACCCUAUGAUCAACACCAAUAUUUGUGAUGUAUGUAUCGUAGAGGAGCAGGAUUACUCAUUUUAAUUAGAUCACCAACAUCUUAAUGUUAGUAUUGAGUGUUGUUUGUUCAUGGCUCUCUGACUGAUAGAUCAUGUGAUACUAAUCCAGUAGAAAUGGCCUAGCAUUAGGAAAGUGUUUAGGUAUGGAGGAUUAGAAUGAGAUCAGAAUGAGGAACUAAUUUACCUGUUAAUGAAUAUCAUAGGUUAAACCUUACACUAAUCAGUGUGACAAAGAGACAGUUUUUGGAGUUUGUGGGGAAAACAUUUCUUGUUUGACAUGAUUAUGAAUAAUGAUUGCAGACCAAUACUUAUUUGACAUUAUAAAUGAUGAUUGCAGUCUAAUACUUAUUUGACAUUAUAAAUGAUGAUUGCAGUCUAAUACUUAUUUGACAUUAUAAAUGAUGAUUGCAGUCUAAUACUUAUUUGACAUUAUAAAUGAUGAUUGCAGUCUAAUACUUAUUUGACAUUAUAAAUGAUGAUUGCAGUCUAAUACUUAUUUGACAUUAUAAAUGAUGAUUGCAGUCUAAUACUUAUUUGACAUUAUAAAUGAUGAUUGCAGACCUGGUGGAUACUGCCAUUUUCUAGCUUCCCAAAAGUCAGAUGUUCAGAAACUUGUCAAUAUUUUGAAAUAGAAGUUCACAGCUAUAUGGCAGUUGAAUCCAAAACCCUUUAACAAACCUUGAUGAGUUUGAUUAAUAUCAGAAAUCAUUUAAAUUCAAACCUUCUGUUUACUGACUCUUUGUUUGAGGAAAAUAAGAAAUAAGAAUACAAAAAUGUAGUUCCUUUACAGGGUUAUAUGUUAUAACAAUAGUCAGAGAGGUUCUUCACACAGCUUUAGAUUGUUUGUCUGUAAUGCUCUAAAGAUAAAACAAACUUACAUAACUUGUUAUGGGUGACAAGCCCUCAAUCAGCAAUUAGCACAGACAUUUUAUAUUUGGAAAUAUCUGUGACAUUAAGAUUAGAUAAAGUCUCUGUUUGCGAAUAAAUAAUGGGCUCUAAGCCUCUGAAUAGGUAAACUAAACUGUAUAUCAUUGACCAGGACAGUGUUGACUUAGAUGUGAGCAUGGACUUUGAAAUUGUUGACUGCGAGAUAGACUGCUUACGCAGGAUUGACAUGACGAUAUGAGUGUGUACUCAGACAAUGUUGAAUCAGAGAUGGACUGCAGACGAAAUAUUGACUUCGACUUCGACAUGUGAAAUUUGACACCAAAAAUGUCUAGAAUAGCUUCUCAGGGUUCUCUCUUAAGCUCUUCAGUAAUGCGUAUUUAUCUAUGUUGUGAUUUAUAAUUUAUGGAAUUGUAUUAGUAAUAAUACAAUAUGUUUUGUUGCAUAAUGUUUAAAAUGUCUAUACAUGUAUACAAUGAGUGUGAUUAUUAGUAUAAUGAAAGAAUAAAAUGUAUACAAUUUAGAGAAUAUACAAUGUGUAUAAUGUGAACAGUUGUAUGAUGUAUGCUGUAUAGUGUAUGAACAAUGUAACCAAUAUUGUAUAUUGUGUACACAGUAAUAUACAUUGUAUUCAAGUAGUGUUUAUACAAUGUAUUGCAUUGUAUGGUACAGAUAAAUUAUAUUACAGUGUAAAAUACAUUGUAUGAUGUUGGUACAAUGGUAGGAUUAUACAAUGUACAAUUAGUUAUAAGACAUACAAUAUAUGUAUACAUUGUAAGAUUUAAUUGAACUGCAAUGUACACAAUGUUGUAAUAUAUAUAAUUAUACAACCACAGAGGGGGUUUUAUGGUUUUUGUCCUGUCGGUCUGUCAAUAUGUCUGUCUUUUGUCUGUCGCAUCCUUUGUCGUCACCCUAGCAGUCAUAUAUAAUAUGUGAUUUUAUGAAACUUGCAUGUGAUAUACCUGGGAUAAAUCUAGAUAUUGAUGAGCUUGAUCAGUAGUUAUGUUACUAAAAGUUUUCCUCUUCACACUCAUCGUCAUCACUUUUGUAUUUACUGACAGAUUCUGAUAUACAAAUGUAAUUCCAUGUGUGUAUGUAUAGGUUUGCAUUGGACAGACCUCAAACAAGUUCAGAUGUCAGCUAGUUUGGCCAAAUGUCAGGGCAAUAUUUGACAGGAAUGUGGAGCAUCAGAGUGGAAUUAUACCUGGCUUAUAUGAUAUAUAUUUAUAUAUCAUAUAUACCAUAUAUACCAUAUAUAUUGUUUUAUGAUAUAUAUUUAUAUAUCAUAUAUACCAUAUAUAUUGUUUUAUGAUAUAUAUUUAUAUAUCAUAUAUACCAUAUAUAUUGUAUUUCAUUAUAUCUUAUAUCUGGUUUAGUCAUAUUGAUGUCAAAGUAACCCAACCCCCCAAAAAGGAAGGUUUUUGUUCUGUCAUGUAUAUCUUACCGUCAGAUUGUGAUGAACUGGUAUGUCAGUCAGAUUAACAACAGGUCCUUCUCCAAUACUCUAUGUUCCUAGAGUAGGAUUAAGUAUCUGGUUUUUAAUCAUAUCACCUGUACGUUGUCAUUGAGAAAAUCAGUGGCAAACAUCAACCUUACCCAAACUAGUAUUUCACCAAAACUUCACAGAACACCAUUAAGUGCCUUAUCCUAGCUGCAUUAAAUUUCAUAUAAUACUAAUAACAAGUACUGUUACGGCUUCUUCCUUUUAAUACUGAACCUUAUCAGGAAUAGUGUAACCAAAAUAGUCCAGGUAGAGUAACCAAAAUAGUCCAGGUAGAGUAACCAAAAUAGUCCAGGUAGAGUAACCAAAAUAGUCCAGGUAGAUUAACCAAAAUAGCCCAGGUAGAGUAACCAAAAUAGCCCAGGUAGAUUAACCAAAAUAGCCCAGGUAGAGUAACCAAAAUAGUCCAGCAGGUAGUAGGUGGAAUUGUGAGCCAGCCUUAGUGAAAUGUGUAAGAUGGUGUGAAGUUAACAUUAUAAUGUAUAUUGGAUUAGAGUUACUGCUACAGAAAUAAAUACCAGGAAUUGGUAUUAAUCUUGUUAACAUUAUAAUGUAUAUUGGAUUACAGUUACUACUACAGAAAUAUAUAGCAGGAAUUGGUAUUAAUCUUGUAAACGUUUACUCCUAUUAAAUGUUAAACGAUUAGACUGAACCGGGGAAUGCCAGAAACAAUUAGACUUAAAUGCUUAUUAGUGAAAACAUGCUAUGUCUUCUGAGAGUGAGGUACUACGUUUGUGUAGUGUUACUUUUAGUUUCAAGCCUGGCUAAAUUUCCACCAAAUCUGCACACAUCAUCUCUUAAUACUUUGAUACAAUAUGCACAUGUUAACACAUUUCGUAUCCAUGCACAUCAUUUUUGCAUGUCAGUUGGAAUUAUAGACUACAAUUUUCACGUGUGUAUAUCUAGUCCUGGUUCCAGAAGGUUACGUGAGUGGGAUCUCAGAUUUGUUACGUAAAUCAUAUUAAUGAGAUUAGAUAAAUCCCUGGAUAUUCAUGUACAUGUAAAACAAAAUCCCACUGUUAGGAAGAUAACUCUUGAUAUGUAACCGCAUUAGUGAUUGGACCAGAAAUCGUUGUUUAUGUAAAAAGGUCUGAUCUGGUGGAAAAUUGGAUGAAUCAGCUGUUUUGUAUAUAUAUAUAUAAUGUCCUAGCAAUAUAGCUUCAAGGUAGUUCACAGUUUUCAUCAAGUACUAACGUAUAAUAAUUUUCUGAUGGAUCUUAAUACAUGAAUGCUUUGCUUGUUUCAAUGAAUGUCGGAUGUAGCAUAUCGUAGUUGUACCAGAGCUAUGUUUAUUGUACGGUUAGGAAUCCAUUUGACAUGUCAAAAUGAACUCUAGAUAUAAACUGAUUGUUACAAGUUCCAAUUUCAACAGGAUUAAUAGAGGGACAUUCUUCUCUAAACAUAACAAAUACAGUUACAGGAUAUUUAGUAACGCUUGUGUAGAUGUUCAUUGGUGGUAAGUGAUCUAUGUGUCAUUAGAGGUGAUCACUUCCCUGAGGAUAUAAACAUACGGAGUUGUGACCAAAAUAUGAUGUCUGAUUACACACGUUACCAUAUGUACAGUGGUAUGAAGUCAGAGAGUUAGGGUAAACAUGUAUAUCUUACAUCACUGCAUUAGGCAUUGAUGGCAAAUGUCAAUUAAAUAUUAUAUUUAUCCUGUCCUUGAUGUAUCGACUGGAUACUUGAUAUUUUAACUUUGAGAAAUGUUAUGGUUCUAAUAUAUCAGCUAAUUACAAAUGCGUACCAUUGUUAAUGCCUGUUAUUGUGAGAGUGACUUUUGUUUUUGAAUUAGUGUACUACAAUACGCCUGUUGUAUUUAUUGAGGUAGGUCAAUUUGUCCUCUGUCAGAAACUGGUUAAAUACAGUAGUCUAGGAGACAAGCUCAACCGUUGAUCAUUAUGAUAUACAAAGAUUCAUGCCAUCGUAAUAACUGUUUUAUGAUUGUUUGCAUGCACAUAUCCAAGUUACACUGUAUGCUUUCGUCAGCACAGUUGUCGUAAACAGUCAUAAAAAUCAUGAUUUUGGCGAGAGCCUGUAGGAUGCCUCCUUAUAUUGUCAGAUAUACAAACUGGAACUAUACCAUGGUAAUAAUAAUGCAUGUCUUUCAUUUAUGUUGUUUUUGUGUGAAAUGUUUAAGAAGAUACGAGAGGUAGUUAAGAUAUGCUACAGAUCAUGUGUGUCCAGUGAGGGUGUAGCUAUAUUAUAGAGGAUAUAUGUACACAUCAUUUGUUUCUUUCAUAUCUCCAUAUGGUAUUCCAAUUAAAAUAUCAAUGAAAAAAGCA